AUGUUCCCCUUUCGAAGUGUCGUCAACCCGUAUCUGGCGGCUGGGGCGGCGAUCCUUCUCGCCCUCGUCUACGCCGUCCUACGUCCUAAGCGACCGCAUCUUCCACCGGGGACUACCCUUCCGCCAGGUCCUAAACCCAAACCCCUUAUCGGAAAUCUACUCUCAAUCCCACCGGCACAUUCUUGGCUCGCAUUCCACAAGCUUAUCAAGCAGCAUGGCCCAAUCGUCCGCCUUUCUCUGCCGGGCCAAGAGCACGUCCUCCUCGGUACUGAAACUAUCGCCAACGACCUCUUACGCCAGCGCGGCAAUCUGUAUAGUGACCGACAUUAUGCGCCGGCUUCGUCUCAUCUCCUGACUGAUGACCACAUGCUCUUGCUGCUCCCGUACGAUGAGAGAUGGCGGAACUAUCGCAGGUUCCUUCACCAGGUCACCAUGUCGCCUGUCGCACCGUUGUAUGAGCCUGAACAAAGUAUCGAGGCAGUAAGGUUGCUGCGAGAUCUCAUUCGGAAUCCGGAAGACUACGAAUCUCUAUUUGAGCGCUUCAGUGUUGGAAUAGGCUUGCGAAUCAUCUACGGUCUACGCCUCGAGACCGGGCAUGACAGUGACGCUAAGAUGAUUCUCGACAUUGUCCACGAACUCGAACGUGUGGGCUCGCCGGGAGCAUACUUGGUUGAUCUAUUCCCGUCUCUUAUGUAUCUGCCAGAGUGGCUUGCCCCUUGGAAGAAGUAUCUUAGAGCCCGGAGACGCCGCGACGAAGACUUUUUCCACGAUCUCAUCGACCGAAGUAAAUCACCGUCUUGGGCGAGGACUUGGAAAGAUACCAAAGAGCAGUGGGGACUGACGCGACGCGAGGCGAAUUGGAUGCUAGGGUCGGUCUUCCAAGCAGCAGCAACAACUUCCGGGUCAGCGCUUGCGGCGUUUAUACUCUGCAUGGUGCGCAACCCGGGAUGGUUUGAAAAGCUUCAGAGGGAGGUCGAUCCCGUAGUCGGAGCUGACAGACUGCCUACUUUCAGCGAUAUAUCGCAACUUCCACUAGUCAGAGCAUGCGUUAAGGAGACACUGCGAUACUAUCCCAUCACGGCCGGGGGUUUCCCACAUCGGCUUACAGAGGACGACACGUAUCAGGGGUAUUUCUUGAAGAAGGGCACGAUCGUGCACGCCGUGCAGUGGGCGAUCCAGCGGGAUCCAGAGCAGUACCCAGAGCCUGAACUCUUCAACCCUGACCGCUGGCUGGAUCCCAAGUACCCUACGUACAAGGAACCUCUCGGUGUUUAUCCCAACCUGCAGCAGUUUUCUGCUUUUGGCCACGGUCGUAGGAUUUGCCAAGGCAUCAACAUCGCUGAACGGAGUCUGAAUCUCAAGAUUGCAAUGCUUGCUUGGGGUUGCAACAUUUCCAGAGCCAAAGAUGGCAAAGGUGAAGACAUCGUACCUCCGUUAUACGAUUUUGUUGAAGGGUUUAACGUUCAGCCAAAAGCCUUCGAGUUUGAUCUUCAACCAAGGAGUCCUGAACGGGUAAAUUUGAUAGAAAGAGCGUAUGCUCAGGUACUCAAAGAAGAUCCCCUGCUGUGA
This is a messenger RNA of Colletotrichum graminicola M1.001, 1569 nucleotides long. RefSeq names its product cytochrome P450. Gene Ontology annotation, molecular function: oxidoreductase activity, acting on paired donors, with incorporation or reduction of molecular oxygen; monooxygenase activity; iron ion binding. Lineage: Eukaryota; Fungi; Ascomycota; Sordariomycetes; Glomerellales; Glomerellaceae. The record is from RefSeq and is a predicted model, not a curated record. Bases 1 to 1569 code for a protein of 522 amino acids. The transcript has a single exon.